Bactrocera oleae (olive fruit fly) is the source of this 808-nucleotide messenger RNA. RefSeq lists its product as uncharacterized. The record is from RefSeq and is a predicted model, not a curated record. Lineage: Eukaryota; Metazoa; Arthropoda; Insecta; Diptera; Tephritidae.
CUGGUGUGCUGAUCGAUUCGUAGUAGUGGACUCAUUAUAAAAAAGUAUACUGUUGCAAACAAACUCAAAGGAAGUGGAAUAAAAAGUGAAUUAAUUGAGAAUGACUUCGAAACUAACUGCAUACAUCGGCCUGUGUGCAGCUUUCUUCAUCAUAGCACUUCUUGGCACACCUUGUACGGCACAUUCCUCUUCGCAGACGACAGUUGUACAACACACCACCAGCAACGAUCCCGCAGCAGAUGGCUUCUGGAAACGUAAUGUCGAUUGGAAAUCACGCUGGGUAAAAUAUUGGCGACCGAAAGCGAUCUACGUGCCCGUCUGGAAAAAAGUCUGGACUCCAGUAGUACAAAACGAAUGGGUGCCACUGCCGAAAGUGCCACCAGGUUGGGAGGUGCGCAAGGAUGGUGUGAUCGACAGCACCAACAGUGGCUGGAAGAGUAGUAGUAGCUACGUUGAUGACUCCUCGAGCUCAUCCAGUAGCGGCAGCAGUAGCAGUGGUCUGCGCUCGGGCAAGAUUUACAGCGGUUGGAGUAGAGGAAGCAGCGGUAGUUACGGUUCUAGUUAUAGCAGCAGCGGCAGCGUUGACUGGAAGAAAGGUGUUAAACAAACCCGUGUACGUGAAGUAAACGUUGAUUAACGCGGGGAAGUCGUAACGUAACUUUUAUACCAAAGGCGAUCCAAAAAUUUAAUACUAUACACACAUAGAAGUAUGUAUGUAUAUCCUUAGAAUUAAUACCAAAUAUCAGGUUAAUAUAUUUAAUUUAUUUUAGUUUGUAUAUUUUGUUCCUCUAGUAUUAAAUUUAAUCAC